ACUUGAAGCAGCUGGCGCUAAUAUUUCCAUAGCAACAGCCUCGCACCAAUCAAAAAUCGUAUUUUUUGCCAUCACAAGAUAUAAAUGACGUCAUUGACAGUCAACUCGCCAAUCAACGACGCUCUAGCAUAAAAGGGGACAACUCCUAACUCAAAUUGAAUAGGUCCUAUAUUGAACAUUUGGUAGGCACAUAGAGUUCAGUGGUAGGCACGUAACAUAAUUCAAUUUGUGUUUUGUUUCAUCAUUUUUCUUGUAAAAACAGUGCAGUCUUAUAAAAAGAAAAUUGUGAAGAGAGUCUGCUAAAGCGAAAAAUAAGCCUAUACCUAUAUAGGUACUUUUUUGCAUCAAGUUUUGCGAUCUCAAUCAAUCGCAAGUUGGUUGGUUCACUUUGAUUGGGAAUAUCAUAUCAAAAUUGUACCCCAAUCACCCACCUUUCACUUAAUUUGUGUAUGGGGCGAUACAGACGAUUUGAUGCUGCUGUUAAACAAUGUCUCCUCCUGCAAUAAUGAUGUUCAUCGUGGCAUGUGGAAUAUUUGCUUCAUUGUUUUGUGGCAAGAUUGCUGCGCUGAUAGACACUAGUCCUGAAAUAGCAGAUGUGCAUUUGCAUCCGGUCCAUGGAAAUUCUGCGGAACAGCACCAUGAUGCAGGCUGGAAUAGACCAUCAAAUGUAGAUUUUUCCUACAGCUCUACAGAUGACCUGAUGUGGUUUAUUCAGGUAUCAGAUUUGCAUAUCAGCAUUUUUCAAGAUCCAAGCCGCAUUGAACAGCUCAAAGAAUUUGUGAAUGGAUCACUGCCCAUCAUCCAGCCAGAGCUGGUUGUGGCUACAGGUGACUUGACUGAUGCCAAGAAUGAGGACAAUGUGGGAUCACUACAGUAUGAAAAGGAGUGGCAGAUAUACAAGGAUAUCCUUGUGAAAGGAAAUGUCUUCAACAGCUCAUUUUGGCUAGACUUAAGAGGAAAUCAUGACGUGUUUGACGUGCCGUCGGCGGACAGCCCGCGCAACUGGUUCCGUCAGUACGGUGUCCAGGGCGCCGCCCACCCGCGCUCCUACCUGUACGAGCUGACGCGCGGCCGGCGGCGGUACGCGUUCAUCGCGCUCGAUGCCACCGUCGACCCCGGGCCGCGGCGGCCGUUCAACUUUUUCGGCGUGGUGUCGCCGCGAGAGCUGGCCGCGCUGCGGGGGUACACGGAGCGCGCGCGACGCGCCGACCACGUCAUCUGGUUCGGCCACUUUCCGAGCUCGACGCUGAUCCCGGCGGCGGAGGUACGCUCUCUGAUGGCCGGAUCGCUGGCCUACCUGUGCGGUCACCUGCACACUCUGGCGGGGCUUGUGAAGCAUAUGUACACCCGGCAGCGGUCCGGCACGCUGGAACUGGAGCUAGCCGACUGGCGGGAGUCGAGGCGCUACCGUUUGCUGGCGAUCGACCACGGCCUGUUCUCCAUCUCGGAGGUCGAGUUUGCCGACCAGUGGCCGGUCGUCGUGGUAACCAACCCCAAGCGAGCCGACCUCAACAUGCCACUUAACGAGCCGCUCUGGAGUAUGAGGGAGAUUCCGCACAUUCGGAUCCUGGCGUUUUCGCUGCACCGCAUCACCUCGGUGCGGGUCCGACUGGACGGGGACGGCGACCCGUGGCUGCCCUGUCAGCCGGCCGGCGGGCCGCUCUUCACGUGUGACUGGCGACCGGCCGACUACAGCACCGGCCUGCACACCAUGGAGGUUUCUGUUGAGGACGAGGGCGGUCUCCGCCGUCAGCUGUCUCACACGUUCUCCCUAGAUGGCAGCACCGUGUCGUUCCCGCUCCUCGCGCGCAUCACGCUCAUGCUGGACGCCUCGGCAGCGCUGCAGUGCUGUUUCGCCGUCGGCCUGUUGGUCUGUGUGCUGCCGCCGGUGGCCAUCCGACUGACGCACGCCAAGGUGGCAGCGGGCCGGUGGCGUGCGCCCCGCCCCGCCAGCCGCUGUGUGCGCCGCUGGCUACGGCGAAUCCACCUGUUCUCUGCCGUGGACCGUCUCUACUGGCCGCACGUCGUCGUACUGCUCUACAUGCCACUCGGUCCGUGGCUGAUCGGUGAAGUCAUCACCGGCUACACGGGCGUCGUGUUCGCGUGGGGCACGUUCAUUGGCGGCGCGUUCAUCCCGGGCCUGCUACAGUAUGCGUUCGGCCUGGUGCAGCUGCUGCUGUUCCACCUGCCGCUGCUGACCGCAACCUGCGUCCUGCUCGACAGGAGGCUGUCCGCCCACACCGCUGGAGGCCGGUGCUGCUCACGAAGUGUGUGGCCGCCUCACAUAUGUCUGCUGCUUGCCUGUCUAGUUCAACUGUAUGCCUCGAUCAACUUUUACCGGUCGUACGACCUGACGGCAGCCGUGCUGGGCCCGUUCCGCACCUGGUCCCUGCUGGUCGGACUGUACAUGUGGCGCACGGCAGCCACCGUACCCGUGUCUGUACUCAGGAGAGCCGCCAAUUCUUGGGACAACGAAGACGACAACGCCCAGCGGUCGGUGGCUGAGUGAUGACGUCACUGGAUAACGCUGAUGACGUCACUGGGGGGCACGCCGGCUAGUUUAUUUUAUCAGUGAACAAUGCUACAUCGGAGCAGGCACUCUUCGGCUUCAUCCCAAGUCGUGGGUGUGCGCUUCCUAUGUUGUUCUCGCUCAAUAUUUUGUAGUAUUACUUAAUUUUAUUGCAUUGUGGAGACACAAUCAGUACGGAAUGAAAUGCUGCCCUUUAUUAGAGCCAAGCGUUUGAUAUCCCUAAGUCGUCACGGAACCAUUUGAUGAAUGCUGCUUGCUGAUAUGACUAAAACGCGCUAAAAAGUUCAGGGAUUGUUUUAAUUUUUCCCAAGGAAUAUAUACAACAUCCAUAUUGAAGAUUAUGUCGACCGUAUUAACUGUAGACCGGUUUUCACUCGGCAACUGAGUGUGUGUGAAGGUGAUGUUAGGUGGGUAUAAAUUUCUUGUGUGAAUGUUUUAGGAAAUAUUGCAGCAUUAUUAUGCGACAUUAUGAGGUAAAUAUUGUCGUUUGGUUGGACCGGUGUGAUAACUUCUUACCACCGCCAACGUGGGUCUGUUUUACUUAGUACCUAUGUUAUCAAUAGUUUGAUACGCUCGUAUUCGUUGUUACGUAUCCUGUCCGAUGAACAUUGCUCCGAUCCUAUUAGCAUAUUCCGACAAUAUCAGUAUUGUUUUUUAUCAACGACCACAACUGAUUCCUUAUAACCCAUCCCAGAGAGAAAACUAAGUUGAUGUUAGCGACUUGCUCUUGUGUCAUGAAGGAACUUUUUUUCCGAAACGUUGGUAGGCGCCAGCGUCCGCCUCUCCCCACCCUACCCCGGUGUGGUGUGGCGCAAUCAGGGAGCAGAGUUGUGAUAGAUACCAAUUACCAGGUGAUCCGGUCUGAACCCUGCUGUGUCACAGAGCUGUGAAUAGCUCUGUUUGUUCGGACCGGUGGUUGUUCAGUUACUUCAGGUGAUAGGUUGCUGGCUUGCUGUGUGUAUUACGUAAUGCGUUAGCGGUCCAAAUGUCGGUAUUCUUGUCCAUCCUGUAAGGUGCGUGGCAUUGCUGCCCGUGUUGCUUCACAGGCUUUUGUUCGUCGGAUGUGUUGUAAUUGAAGUUUCAACUCCCCUAGCUGUUGACAAUAUGUGUUCUACGGAUUUGUGUUGUACGGACUGCCUGGACCCUCGUCGGUCGGUCUUUGUCGUCGAUCGCAGUAGAUCACCGUUCCUGAUCUGUCAAUCAAAGGCUUGAAGCAUAUUCUGUUGGUUUGUUUUCCCUGCGUAUUUGUGAAGACAUCAGUGAAUCACGGCACGGUUCAAUGAUAAAUACUCAUCUUUCACUGAAUAUUGAAUUGCCUAAAUUAAAUGGUGAAGCAGUUUAGGGAUAGGUACCUAGCAUGCUCGUUUGGCUGAUAAAAAUCAACAGCAUACCUGGUUUUCGAUAUUUGAUGCAAAGCCAGUGAACCGAUUAGAUUUUUUGUUUGAUUUUGGAAUAAAUAUUCUACUGAAUGUA
Messenger RNA from Amphibalanus amphitrite, 4003 nucleotides. Its product is annotated as transmembrane protein 62-like. The transcript has 14 exons. The record is from RefSeq and is a predicted model, not a curated record. Lineage: Eukaryota; Metazoa; Arthropoda; Thecostraca; Balanomorpha; Balanidae. Gene Ontology annotation, molecular function: hydrolase activity. Bases 488 to 2509 code for a protein of 673 amino acids.